AUGUUCUUCUCUACUCUUGCCCUUACCUCCGUUGCUCUCAUGGCGCAACUGGUGUCUGCUGCUCCUUCGCGCACCUCCGCAUCUUACAAUAGGAGCGGUUUUGUCACUCGCGAUGCAGAUGCCCCGCGGUUUAUCAAACGUGAGGCCACUUGCACGUUCCCGACUCCACCAAAGACGACCUCGCUCACAGCGGCAAUGAUCAUCAAGGGAACAUUUGAUGGCGGGAAUGUACGCUUCGAUCGCGGCGAGGGGGCCUGCAAGGGUCAAAUAGAAGGAGGAGACAAAGAUGCCGUGUUUCUCCUUGAGGAAGGGGCUACUCUUCAAAAUGUCGUGAUCGGGGCCAACCAGGUCGAGGGUGUUCACUGCCUUGGCUCUUGCACGCUGAAUAAUGUGUGGUUUGAAGAUGUAUGCGAGGAUGCGAUUACAAUCAAACAGUCUUCCGGUACAUCGACGAUCACCGGCGGUGGAGCCAAAGGCGCCGAAGAUAAGGUGGUCCAACACAACGGUGGAGGUUCCGUAACGAUCGACUCUUUUUGCGUCCAGAACUUUGGAAAACUCUAUCGAUCGUGCGGUAACUGCUCUACUCAGCAUGCUCGUAGCGUGACCAUCUCCAAUGUCGUUGCAACCGAUGGCAAGCUCCUAGUUGGUAUCAACUCGAACCUUGGCGACGUUGCGACUGUCAAUACUGCCACCGUCAAGGUGACAAAUGUCAAGAGCGUCUGUGAUACUUUCGAGGGCAACAACAAUGGUGACGAGCCUACGAAACUAACCAGCAAUACUGCCAACGCUAGGUUCGUUUAA
Messenger RNA from Rhizoctonia solani, 801 nucleotides. Its product is annotated as pectate lyase. Bases 1 to 801 code for a protein of 266 amino acids. The transcript has 4 exons. Lineage: Eukaryota; Fungi; Basidiomycota; Agaricomycetes; Cantharellales; Ceratobasidiaceae. Gene Ontology annotation, biological process: pectin catabolic process. Gene Ontology annotation, molecular function: pectate lyase activity. The record is from RefSeq and is a predicted model, not a curated record. Gene Ontology annotation, cellular component: extracellular region.